Messenger RNA from Pungitius pungitius (ninespine stickleback), 4028 nucleotides. It is a transcript of the gene stk17b, whose product is annotated as serine/threonine kinase 17b (apoptosis-inducing). Gene Ontology annotation, biological process: protein phosphorylation; intracellular signal transduction; positive regulation of apoptotic process. The record is from RefSeq and is a predicted model, not a curated record. Gene Ontology annotation, cellular component: nucleus. Bases 504 to 1568 code for a protein of 354 amino acids. The transcript has 7 exons. Lineage: Eukaryota; Metazoa; Chordata; Actinopteri; Perciformes; Gasterosteidae. Gene Ontology annotation, molecular function: protein serine/threonine kinase activity; ATP binding.
ACAACAGUACCGCGCAUGCGCCGAGCCGUGACGUGUCGACAAAGUGUCAAACAGAAGGAUGUAAAAAAGAAAAAGACCGAAAACUCUCUAGAUAAACUUCGCAAGCUGUCCAAUAGCCGUCCGCUGCUGUAGUUUAGAUAACCGUUCCCCUGGACGCCGCUGUGGAACUAACCGCUCCUCUUCGGUUGGAAUUUAGGGGAAAUCGGUUUAACUCACUUCCGAACGGCGACAUUGACCAUCGAGCUAACUUAGUUAGCGACAGUUAAGCUAACCGCAGUCGGUAACGUCAACGCAGUCCAAACUCAUCCGUAGCAUGGCGAGCGGCUUAGCUAGCACUAACAUGUAGGCUAACCGACGCGGAGCUGGCAGUGUACACGUCGGACAAACACUCGGGCUCGUUUCCUCGUUCGUCUCUCUUUUCCUCGGCGUUCAGCGCAGUCGUUUCCAGCCGGGUAGCUGGCAGCGGGACUGGGACCAGUAAAGUCACCCAGGCCACAGGGGACAUGUCUCGGAGGCGGCUGGACAGUCGCAGCGGGCUCGCUGCGGGGCUGCUCGGGGAAAUACACACCCCCAUCAGCACGGAGCCGAUGGAAAGUGUGUACGACAUCAUCGGAGAGCUGGGGAGGGGGAAGUUUGCUGUGGUAAGGCGCUGCGUGGAGAAGGCCACGGGGAAAGUGUUCGCCGCCAAGUUCCUACGGAAGAGGAGGCGAGGCCGCGACUGCCGAGCAGAGGUCAUCCACGAGAUGGCCGUCCUGGAGACGGCCCGCAACAACACCCGCGUGGUCAACCUGCACUCGGCGUACGAGACGGAUCACGACAUCGUCUUACUGCUGGAGUAUGCUGCCGGGGGAGAGAUAUUUGACCACUGCGUUUCUGAUGAGCUGCUGCCGGAGGCGCAGAUCACCCGUCUGAUCAGGCAGACGCUGGAGGGAGUCCACCAUCUGCACCAGAGCAACCUGGUGCACUUGGACCUGAAGCCCCAGAACAUCCUGCUGACCAGCCUGUCUCCUCCGGGAGACAUCAAGAUCGUGGACUUCGGCUUGUCUCGCAGACUGGGUGCGGCCGGAGAGCUCAGAGAGAUACUUGGCACUCCGGAGUAUGUGGCUCCUGAGAUCCUGAAUUAUGAGCCAAUCACGACAGCGACAGACCUAUGGAGUGUGGGUGUCAUCGCCUACAUGCUGGUGACGGGCGAGUCUCCGUUCGCCGGGGACGACAAGCAGGAGACGUACCUCAACGUGUCCCAGGUCAACGUGGACUACAGCAGGGAGGCCUUCUCCAGGGUGUCUGAGCUGGCUGUGGACUUUGUCCGCAAGCUGCUGGUCAAAACGCCAGAGGACCGGCCCAGUGCUGCCGAGUGCAUGAGUCACCCCUGGCUGUGGCAGCUCUGUCUGAGCCCCGAGCCAGCCCCCACCACCCGCACCCUGCGCGACAGGAGCUCCGGCACAAAGUGGGCUGCCCCACCCGAGGACCCCGAAGACAAGGAGAACUUCCUGGAGUCGCCCCACUCACACGCCAAAAAGUUCCGCUUCGACGAGGAAAGGCCCGCCGCGGGAGACGGCGACUUUUGAAGUAGAGAAGAGGCAAAAGGAACAUUGGGGUGGAUGGAAGUAUGAGGUCGGGGAGCCCGCUUCUCCCCUGUCAGCUUUUAACUUAUUUUUAAAAAAAAACUCCAGAAAACCAGCCUGCACCACUCAAAACCUGUAAUAUUUCACUAAUUUACUAAAUCUAAGAUCAGCCACUCAGACCAAAGAUAACCAGCAAAAAUGUUCAGUUCAUCGCUGUCUAGAAGACUGUUCCUUCCAGAUGCGGUGUGUUUAACUUGAAGUAUUUCAUUCCUCUCAUUGUGGAAGUCCCUGGUAGUUUAGUUUAGUUCCAUUAUGUGUUGUUCCCGAACUGAUGAGAACUAAUGUAGGACAUUACUAGGGAACUCUAUGCAAUACCUCUCUUGUGCAUUUUGAAAUCGGUCUUUUUCACGUUGAAAAGCGCUCUGCCUUAAGGCCGGAAGUGGAGUGUUCAGCAGAAGUGUGUGACCGUGGGCAAUGAGGAAGUGCGACAUGUUAAAGAUAACUGGGGACUGCUUACCCUUUUGAGUCCCACUUUGUGCUCUCACUAUUCUGGUGAAGGUGCCGUCGGAGCUCGGUGCUCUUUCGCAUCCAAGCUGACGUUAAAGACAAGUAGCACAUUACUUAUUGCUCUUAAUGGAUCCAACUCAUUUGAGUAGGUCACACAUGAGCAUAGAGAGCCUCCCACUUUAACACCAGCAACAAAUCAUCUCGGCAUCUUUCUAUAGUGAGAAAGAUAAACCCCGGUGAGUGACGCAGUCGCUCACGUGCCACGCCCGCACUUACCCAAUGAUUUCCUCAGCGAGCUGCAGCUUCCUCUUUGUCAGCUGGAAGAAGAGAAGCUGCUCUCUAGCACUUACUCCAUAAGCAGAAGAUGAAGUUCUGUAUGUGUGUGUGUCCUUCUUAGAGGUUCUUUGCCCUAAAGCCAUUCAGUGUCCUUUCAGUCACAAGUAACACUGUUGUGUUGAUCUCAGGGCAUGCUGCUUGCUCUCUGCUCACUUUGUGUUCCAUUCUUAACGUUAUUCUUACUGGCUUUUUGUUGUUAUUAUUAUUUAUGUGCUGGACUUCUACUUUAUUUGUGUGUAAAUAAUCGUAUGAGUAAGUGUUGAUUGUGGUUGGAGAGGCUGAUUACGGUGUUAUUUAAAACAAGCUGUGGUCACAGUGUGAUGAAUAAUAAAUUGAAAUGUUGGACUUCAGUGGAAUGAGAAGAUGGAAGAAGGAUGAGCUAGUUGUGGUAGUGGGAAGUAAAGUCAGGAGGAAGAGGAUUAAGGACAGGAGAUUUGUCCUGGAGGAAGGGAUUGAAGGAAACGUUAGUGUUUAUGUGGGCAUGAGGGACCAGGAAGUGGGAAUGAUGGAUUCAGCGUUGUUUUAGAGUCGGAUGUGAUGGGACCACUGCAUAAUGUGAAAAUACAAGGUGCUAUCGAUUGACAGGAUCUACCAACCUUUGUUCACUUGAAUGACAGAAAAAAAUGGAUUGCUCUUAACUUCCAGUGAAACAUUCCUCUUUUUGUUCUGAGGUGUCGAGUACAGUCACACCACUUAGUGUUUUUGUGUCCUCAGCGGGUACAAUGGCCUCUGUGUGGCAGCAGGGCGCCUCCAGCCACGGCCAUGCUCUCAUCUCUAUGCUUCACCCUCAAUCUGGAGCAACACACUGUAAAAGAUCUAUUCAUCUCAGCAGGUCAUUUAAUAUCACAGAGUUCUAUUAGAAGCCACUCCAGCUUGAAUUUGGUUGGUCCGAGCAGCUGGAAAGAACAUCUGUGUGAGAAUCAGGUGAUUGUGAUGGCAACAUCUCUCUCUUGCUGCUGUAUAAGGAAGUGAGUACUUUCACAACUACUUUGUGAAACAUCAAACGGGUGUCUUGAUUUAAUCUCUUCAUACAGGAAGUUUCUCUUGUCUAAAUUUCAUGAGCUCAGUUGUACAGAAACAAGUGUUGGUUCCUCUUUCCUGUUGUGUGUCCAAACAAGUUAUGACGAGUGAGAGAAUACUGGGGGGGGGGGGUCUGCCGUGCAGUGAUGUCAGGGAUCUCACUGCAGGGUGCCGGGAAGGCACAAAGCGCCUUAUGUUUGCCCCCCCCCCAUCUCGUCACUUGAACAUGACCUAUAUGCUGUGGUGUUUGUACAGCUGUUGUACCAUGUCCAUUCCAGCUGUGUGUGUGUGUGUGUGCGCGCUCAUUGGCUUGGGUCGGACCUUUCUGCUCGACGCGGAGCAGCAGUACCAUCGUGCUCUGUGCGGAGACAAAGGAUACCGAGGGUUCGGAGCAGCCACAAGCAAAGAAGUCUCAGAUGUAUGUUUAUUUUGUGUUUUAUAUUAUUUCCUUUAUUUUAUUUGUCAGCAUUCUGAUUGCAUUUGAAAUGACUAAAACAAUACAUAAAUAAAAUACAUAAUCCUAACUGUAUUCUGAUCAAGUGCAGGCUAAUAUGUAGGCAUCAUCAGACUGAAAACCCUCAUUAAAGGUUGUAGAAAAUA